Molecule: messenger RNA, 2835 nt
Organism: Nannochloropsis gaditana CCMP526
Product: vacuolar protein sorting-associated 53-like protein
Exons: 19
Coding region: 1-2550 (849 amino acids)
Biological process (GO): retrograde transport, endosome to Golgi
Cellular component (GO): GARP complex
Source: RefSeq, a predicted model, not a curated record
AUGGACGGCACCUCCACACUGGGCGAAAAGAAACCCGCUGCCUAUGAGGGCUUGCCCACUCAGUCCCUCCCCCCGGACGUGAUCCAGGCGGUCCAGGAGGCCCUCCCCACAAGCGAUCCUCUCGAUCGAGCGGAUUUUGACCCAGUGGACUAUAUCAAUACCAAAUUUCCAUCGGAGCAAAUUGCCCUUGAAGCCCUGGACCCUUUCAUCGGGCAGAUCACGGAGGAGAUAGGUGCACUUGAUACGGAUAUCUCCCUAGCCAUCGAGGCGCAAGCAAAGGCGGGGGAGGAGGCCAGCAAGAACAUUGGAGAAGCCCAGUCGGCCAUUUCUGACCUCUUCAACAAAAUCCGGGAUAUCACUGCCAAAGCCGAGCAAAGCGAGGUGAUGGUCCAAGAGAUAUGCCGCGACAUCAAGCAACUUGACCUGGCCAAGUGCCAUUUGCAAGCCACCAUCACGGCGCUCAAACGACUGCACAUGCUGAUGGCCGCGCUGGACCAACUCACCUUCAUGACCGAGCAUCAUCACUACAAGGAAGCCGCCCAGCUCGUGGACGCGGUGCGGCAGCUUUCCACCCAUUUUGACGCUUACGCGUCGAUGCCGAAGAUCGCGGAGAUAAAGCAAACGAUCGAGCGCAUCAACACGCAGCUGAAUGAUCAAAUCACCCAGGCCUUUUCGGAGGUCGCCGCCUUGUCCUACACGGUAGCCAACCCCUCCCAGUUAGAGAGGGAGGACGUGAGCCCGGGCUUCUUUUCCUCUUUGACGGAGGCGUGCCAGGUGGUGGACGCGCUGGGUCCUGCCGCUCGAAAGGUGCACAUCGACGACUUCUGCAACCGGCAGCUCGCUCCGUACCUGAAGGCCUUUCCUAAAGGGGGGGAAGCGUCUUCUCUGGAGAAGAUCGAGCGAAGGUUCGCUUGGUGCCGUCGAGCUUUGAAAAACGUGGAGGAACGAUUUCAUGGCGUCUUCCCGGCCCACUGGAAGGUGGAACUGUGCCUCCUGAUGACGUUCCUGCAAACGACUCGACAGCACAUCCUCGACACGCUUGAAGGUACUCUUGUCUCCUCACUCCACUGCGUCGACUGCUUCGUGUGCCUUUACAAAUUAUCGACCUUCAUGCCUUUGAAAAGAUUUUCCAUGGCCCCCCCUUCUUCCUCCUUGCUCCAUCCACUUGUCUUCUCCUAUUUACCGAAUUUACCCCUGAGGUAUCCGACCUUCUCCCCUUCCCUCGCUCCCUUCAUGGCCUCCACCAUUUCCUUCUCCCCAGCCGGCGGUCCAGAAAGUGAGGACGUGACUGUGCUCCUCAAGGCCCUUCAAAAAGCUCUUCUCUUCGAAAAGGAAAUGCAGCCCCGCUUUCAACCAACCCAGGACGGUCACUCUUCCCUGCCCCACCCCCUCCCUCCCGCCCUUCAAGAGGAGGAGACUUCCCAAUACGCCGCCCUUGCGAAAGACGGCAAAGCCGCCGAGCAAAAAAAGGCUAUCUUGGAUGCAGCAGCCGUGCUUCCCAUCCUUGGCGUUGUCUCAGGCGUUUUUGAUCCCUUCAUGGGCCCUUACAUCGAUUUGGAGAAGAGGAACAUGGAGGAGAUGUUAGAGAAGGCGCUGGCAGAGGACCAAGUCGACCGCUCCUUGAACGCGGGGACGAAGCUCCCCGUCUUUAGCAGCUCGAUCACGCUCUUUGUCUACAUCAAAACGGCGAUCAAGCGGUGUACGGCCCUCACCACCUCCGCCACCUUCUUCAUUCUGGCCAAGGAAUUCAAGGCCUGCUUGUUAUCCUAUGCCAGAGCCCUCCGGGGGAAGCUCCCACCGGCCAAUCCUUCUUCGUCCUCGUCCUCCUCUUCCUCAUCCGCCGCCAGCUCCUAUAGGCUCGCCGAGGGCGGGGAGGUUGACCUGGAAGAAAUGGUCCGGUCCAAGAUCGACCCAUCUUAUGCUGAGUCCGUUUCCUUCUCAACCGAGGUAGACGCUUUCCACGACACCAUCACGCUUGCAAUACGCGUGCUCAUCUCCGGUCUGGAGGGAAAGUACGAGUCGGCAGUGAAAGCGAUGCUCACCCUGAAUUGGGCUGCGUGCGAGGGGGUGGGAGAAGAAAGCGCAUACGUUCGACUCCCUAUCAUCGGUCUACCUCCUACCAUGGAUGAUGCCGCUCCUGGCGUGAGUACAAGCGCCCCACCGGCUUACGUCAAGUAUGUGGCAAAGCAAUUCGCCAAGAUCGAGACGAUGUUGAAGCUGAUUGGCACACCUGUGGAGGUCUUGGGAGAGAGGUAUCAGAUCAUGAACCCUGAGGGCGGAGCGCAAGACCUCCUAUCCAUCAUGUCGCUCAAGGGCAUGACCAAGAAAGAGCAGCAGCAAGUCCUUCUCAGCUGUGGCCUCGACCACUCCCUCCCUCCUUCCGCUCCUGAACCCACCGCGUCCUUCCCACCCUCCUCCCUGCCUUCCUCCUUCGGCACCUCCCACGCUGCCUAUCCGGCAGUCGGGGCCUCCCUGGAUGCGGCUAAGCAAGUUGCGGGAAAAGGACUCAAGGUGAUGAGCGAGGAGAUGAGACGGGCGUUCAAGGGGUAAAGCGAAGUAGCCCCCUUGUAGGACGGCUUCAUGUAACAGUGGGGAAACUCGACACGUAUGUAUAAGGAGGCAUAGCUGGAGUGUGAUAAACAUGGAGGACGAGGAGAGGGGUGGAGAGAAGGAGGGGACCAAAAGGAAUUUGUCCCAAGACACUGGAGCCAAGAGGGGUGUGUCUUCGAUUGUGCGAAUGGAGAUGCAGGAGCAUGGAUCGACGAGGGUGCUCCUCGAUGGGUGGAGAAACGACUGAAAGAAGGGAGGCCAAUGAAAGAAAUACUCAUCACCAGA